AUGGCGUUGAAACUCAGCCCACGUGUGCCGUCGGACCGAUCUCCCCGUCCUCGAUAGGUUUUCGACUUCAACUAUGAAUCUGAUGCUCUCUCGUAUGGAUCGCAAUGCUGAGCCAUUUAUGGAACAGUAUCGAAACAACUUCAAUAAGUAUGAAUUUUGACUCAACGCUGCGGCCUGCAGGAAGACAUCAUUACAUCUCAGCUGAUGCGUGCACAUUCUACACGUGUUCUGCCAGGUGUUUGCCAGGUGUAAGUUCUCCGGUAAUAUCUUCGUGACAAACUUCGUCAUUCAAGUCCUCACUGUGGCCAUGGAUGAUCAAGCACACUCGAAAGCGCACGCUCGAAAUAAGACCUUUUAUUGGGAGCUUAUAACUUUCCUGGUAGAAGAUCAGCUCUUCAAAGUCACUCGCCAUAUGUUUGAGGAAUCGUCCGAGGUUUUUUCAACGAUGUUAAGCUUGCCUCAAGGGACGACUUCUCCUGUGGAUGGAUCCGAUGACGAGCAUCCAUUGGUUCUGCAAGGUGUAAAAAGUGCAGACUUUGAGAAUCUUUUGAAGGUGAUGGUACACACGGGACGAGAGUCAGUUCCCAAGCUGAGUCACAAUGAGUGGCUUUCAGCCUUGAAAUUGGCGACGAUGUGGGGGAUGACAAGCAUUCGUCGUAUGGCAAUCAGCGAAAUUACUCAGCUGAAUAACAUGACAGAUGUGGAUCAGGUUAUGCUCGGAAGGGAGUAUGCCGUUGUGGAUUGGGUGAUGUCGGGAUAUCAAGCUCUGACAAAACGAAAAGACGUGAUCUCCAUACCGGAUGCCUCGAGACUUACCUUAUCCACUUGUCUGAAAGUGUGGCAGGCUCAAGUGUCCAUUUUGAACGCGACGGCGUCAUCAGGUUUUGGGUCAGCCCCGGUGGACCGAGGUCCUUUGGAUGAUAUAUUUGCUUCUGAGCUGGACGAGGUUUAUCAAAAAGGUAUAGCUUUGGGGGACGGAAUCCGUUCGCAUAAUCCGAGAUUUUCUCCUCAGACACCGCCGCCAACGGCUUCUGCCAGCUUCGGUGGCUUCAGUGGUACUGGCAGAGGUCGUAGAAGCUAGUCGACGCCCACAAGCUAGCAGUUUGUAAUGCUAAUUUCGUAUACGGUUCAAGAUAACGAAAUGGAUACAGUCCGCCGUUUCUUCGUUCAAAAGGAAAGAAUCGGGCCCGGGGUCCCGGCAGCUGCCGCUACUGGAUUGCAAUUCAGGCUCCGCAAUACUAUCCGUCUUUAAAUAACUCCUGUAAGGCCCGCUCUGGGGCAAAGCCUGCUACGUUCGCUCCUCAUGAAAGUAUCCAUUGUCCAAAAACUACCUCACUUAUACACGAUUGAACCUAAGAGUUGGAAUCAGAGCCGAUGCCAUUGGUGAUUGUGGGUGAAUUGAAUCAG
This is a messenger RNA of Desarmillaria tabescens, 1407 nucleotides long. RefSeq lists its product as uncharacterized. The record is from RefSeq and is a predicted model, not a curated record. Lineage: Eukaryota; Fungi; Basidiomycota; Agaricomycetes; Agaricales; Physalacriaceae. The transcript has 3 exons. The coding region runs from base 308 to 1081 and encodes 257 amino acids. Gene Ontology annotation, molecular function: protein binding.